AGGCUGGUGAUUCGCUCCCUCGCAGAGAAGGGCGCAGACAGCUGUGUUCAAUGGUUUCCUACCCGAUUCCCGUAAAGCACUCCCAGCACAAACCAGCUAACGCUCUGUAGAAGUGUGCGGAUAAAAAAAAAAAAGUAAACAAGUGCAAGCAGCCCUCAUGCUCAACGCCAUGGAGUGUGCGGUGGACGCGCAGAGCUUAAUUUCCAUCUCUUUGCGGAAGAUCCACAACUCCCGGACGCAGCGAGGGGGAAUCAAGUUGCACAAGAACCUGCUGGUUUCGUACGUGCUGCGGAACGCCAGGCAGCUUUACAUGAGCGAGAAGUACGCGGAGAUCUACAGGAUGCAGCAGUACGAGGAGGUGAUGACCGUCUGCAACGAGAUCCAGGAGCUGAACCCGCUGGAGGAGGAGGUGAUGGAGCCGGCGAGCCCGUGUCCCAGCGCCACGCAGGCGGUGGCAGCAGCAGAGGCGACAGUAGAGGAGCUAGCGAAAGACCCGUCGGUCGGCACUUUCUAUCGGAGCUGCUGCUGCGCGGCGGCGAGCACGAACGAGCCCGAGGAGGAUCUGGAGGAAUACCCGCUGAACAGCUGCGAUUUCUCUCCUCCGGCCUGCACCAGGACUACCGUGCUGGACCUUGACACGCAUGUUGUGACCACGGUGGAGAACGGGUGUCUGCACCAGGACUGCUGCCCGUGCCAAAGCGCCGGCUCUCUGGCGCCGGCGCCGCCGAGGAAGCGCAAACCUGACUUUGGCUACGACGCGCCCGAGCUGCCAGACUUUGCCCCUUGUAAGCGGGCACGUUUCGAGGACUUCUCCGCCGCCGUCGCCUCCAGCACGGUGACCGCGGCCACGGAGUCUCCAGAGCCGUCCAACAUCUCGAACCUCAUCUCCAUUUUCGGCUCGGGCUUUACGGGACUGGUGAGCCGACAGGCGGACACGGAGCAGUCGCUCAACGGACAGUUCUGUAGUAAGCAGGCGCUGGCCAGCCUUGGGGCAUGGACGAGAGCCAUCGUGGCGUUUUAAUCGGGACACUUUGUACCACAAAUCUGAUAUCUAUGGAGUGCGUGAGAGUGCGAUAGAGUGCGAUUGCGUGAGUGAGCGAGUGCGCGUGUGCCGUGGCGUCCCGUCCGGGGCUUGUUCCCGCCGGGAGAGGCUCCGGCUGCCCUUGUACUGGAAGAAGCGGAUUGUGAAAAAUGGACGGAUGGAUGAAUAUACAGUAUAAAGAAAUUGUACAGAGUUUAAACAAAUGGACUUUAUUUUUGCUAAAAAACAAGUCAUAUUUAAAUUUUAAACAGUUUUCUUUUGUUAUAGUGGGGAGGGUGGGUUGUGAUACACGAGGUGCCGAUUUUCUUUUUCAAAGCUAAAAUGUCUUUGUUAAUUAUUUUCAAUUUUGAUUCUGUAGCCGCUGCCUUAACCAAACACUACAUUGUUUGCAGACCCUAUGAAGUGCUUUGCUCGAUGCUGGUGGACGCCUUUGUGAUUUUUAUUUUAAUUUUUUCCCCAUGUUGCCCCAUUUUUUUUAAAUCUGCAGAGAGAUAAAAUAGCCUUUAUGGAGAAUAAGCUUCCUCCGGUGCUGUCAUUUCAUGCGAGGUUCUAACGGGAAUGGGGGGGGCGGCUAAAGUUGACAACUGGAACUUUAACCCGGUCUCCCCAAGACCCCUAAAAAAAAAAAAAGCUACGAAAAAGCGAAGCGGUUUCACCGUUCAGUGUCGAGGUGUGGAUGUUGCGCAGUUUUUUAAAAUUUUUGAAUUAAUUCAAAUUUUGGGAGAGUUUAACAAACGAGCUUAAUAGACUGAGUGGUCUCCUCUCGUUUGUCAUUUUUUUUUAUUUUCUUAAAAAAUCAAAUGGACCGAAUCCGCAGCCGGCAUUUUCUUUAAAAAGAAAGCCACCUUGACCCAGAAUGAAGCCGCAUUUUAUUUGGGAAUAUUCUAAUCUGUCGGACUUCUUUUUCUUACUACAUAUUUUGUGAAAACGUGCUGCUCUAGUAGGGGAAAAAUAUACCAACCUUGUUCGAGGGUUUUUCUUUUCCGUGGGAUUUGUAGUCCAUUUUGUGUCAAUUUUCCCAUCAGACUCAUUAGAUUGGAAGAACAAAUUAAACUGCAGCUCCCAUGAUGCACAGCGAGAGAGCCUUUUAAUCGAAAACUUCAAGUAAUAAAAUGGAAGUGUUGCCCUCAUCUGUUCUUUACAAACAAAAAUAAUAAAUUUCAGCCUUCAUGGUAGGAAGAACAAUCAUAAUUCCAGUAAGAUUGGUCUUGUGAGGUUUUAUUUUACUUUUUUUUUGUUACUCCUUUUGUUCUAAAAAGGGAAAAAAAUCCUACACUUUUGCCAUACGUUAUUUUUCAGAGUAUAAUAAGCACUAUGUGUAUUUAAAAUACGUACGUUUCAUAUUUUGGUUUCUAUGCCUGUAUUUUUGUGCAUAUUGAAUUAAAUGUAUAUCACCGGGUAAAACUGUUUGAAAUAUUUGUUUAAAUUUAUAAUCUUAAUAAAAAAGUCAAUUUUA
Molecule: messenger RNA, 2498 nt
Organism: Polypterus senegalus (gray bichir)
Lineage: Eukaryota; Metazoa; Chordata; Cladistia; Polypteriformes; Polypteridae
Gene: ier5l
Product: immediate early response 5-like
Exons: 1
Coding region: 158-1021 (287 amino acids)
Source: RefSeq, a predicted model, not a curated record